CUCAACGACACAAACUUAUUGAAUUUUUCAAAAGUUCUUCAAUAGAAUUAAAAUUUAUUUAUUUUUGCAUUAAAGAAGGAGCAUUAAAUAAAACAAUUUAUGCUAGUUUGAAGUGAAAAUAAAAUUAGAUUCGCUGCUAAAGCGCGGUCUGCAAAAUUUUCUGUGCUAUUUUUUUGUGGGAAUUUAGUUGAGAAAUUUUAACAAAACGCAUUAAAAUUUAGAAGAUUCUGGAAGUAAGAGAGAGUAACUAGAGAUUGCAUAAGCUCAUAGAAGUGGUUUUUUUUUAAAUCCAACAAAAUAAAUACUGUAAAUGCCACAAAAACCAUAAAACUCCUGACAACCAAACAAAACAUCCACCCAACAAUAAUAGCUCACAAAUAUGAGUGAAACCCAAAGAACUGCAUGUCUGGAAUGGACUCUCGUCGAAAAGAAACCACCAAAGAAUGUCAUCGUUAACUCACCAAGCAUAUUUAAACAAAAUCAACAAAAAUCGUUACUAGAAAUCGAGGCAGAACGAAAUUAUAAUGAUCAAAAGAAAAUUGACAAUGAGGUUAUUGUAAGUGGAUUAAAAGCUGAACCGAAAAAAGAUUUUUGGUUGGAAUUGAUUAAUAUUGCUGGAAUUAGUGACGAAAAAAUUGAAAAUCAUGGAAACUUUAAAGGACAAAAUGGAAAAUUCUUCAUAACCAUUGGCUUUAAAGACAAAAUUAGUCAAACAUCAUUCACAAAAGAAAUCAACAGUAAGCAAUCGUUGAUCAAGAAUAAAGCUCGACAAUUUUUCGUCCAUAACCGCCUCACUAAGUUUAAUUCGUCUGUUGAGAAGGAAUUGCAAGAACUGACCAAAUCAGGUGCCAUACAUGGACACAAGCGUGAAGGAUACUUGUUUCAAGCCAAAUUCACUGGACACUCAUCAUGGACCCUAAUCAAUACACAGCAUGCUCUCAAAAAAUUCACUAAAGAAGCAACACAAACCAAGAAAAUUGACGACAGAGUCGAAAGAAGAGAAAAUGUUCAAAAGCAACAAGAACUCGACAGACAAGUUCGUGUACAUGGAUUAACAUCGAAGCCGCAAAAAGUCGAUGACGUCGUUACCAAGUUCAUGCAACGUUUUGAUCUCUCGUUUGAUGACGUUGUAAGCUACACAAUUAAAAAUAUUGAUAGUAGAUGGACUAUUUUCAUUAAGUUGUCAGACAAUUUGGCAUUGAGAAAGAUUUUGACAUCAAAAACUAAGAAAAUUCGCUUAAGUUAUUUAACUGGAUCUACAGCUGAACAUUUGAUCGAUGCAAAGGUAACUUGGAAGCGAGCUUUGACGGAAUUCAAUCAUAAAGUUAAUAAGCAACUACAAGAAGCUUACAAAAAGAAGAUCAUUCAUCAAUUUGAGUUCGCUGAUCACAGGUUCCGUGUUAAAGUUGACCAAUCUUCAUUUUGGGUGCCAAUUGAGUGUAUCUACGAUUUGUAUGAAAUUCUAAAGACAAAAAAGUAACAAUUUUAACCGAAACUAAAGACAAGCAUGCACAAAGUCAAUAAUGAUAGUUUGAACACAUCAACAAGUGUCAUGUCAGUCAGCAGUGGAUCUAGGAUAUAAAUAGUUGAAAAUGACUGACCAAAGAUAAAAACAGAUUGCAAUUUAAGAAUAACUGC
Messenger RNA from Chironomus riparius, 1638 nucleotides. The record is from the annotation of a GenBank genome assembly. Lineage: Eukaryota; Metazoa; Arthropoda; Insecta; Diptera; Chironomidae.